Molecule: messenger RNA, 1197 nt
Organism: Oreochromis aureus
Lineage: Eukaryota; Metazoa; Chordata; Actinopteri; Cichliformes; Cichlidae
Exons: 6
Coding region: 37-1170 (377 amino acids)
Source: RefSeq, a predicted model, not a curated record
CUGAGAUGCAGAUUGGUGAGAAAUACAAUCACAAGUAUGGUGUCCCUUUUGAGAGCAAGCCAAGGCCAAAUGGAGCGAUACCCCUCUAAGUCUGAAAUCACUGCAAUGGCUAAAAAAGUUGUGGAAUAUUAUCCUAUGCUGCAGGAUAAUGAUGCAAGCGUAAAACACGAGAGCAUUAAUGCCAAGUUACAAAAAAGGCUGCAAAAUAUGAAAACCCCAGUAAAAAGGCAAGGACCAACACCGGAGAGGGGAUGGCCCAAGAGAAGGCUCACUGACCUCUCCCCAAGGGAUGAAGAAGCUGAUGAUGAAGAUGCUGAUCGCAGUUCUUCCAGUGGUGCAUCUACUCUGUUAUCACCUGUCAGAAAUUCUGACGAUGCCUCCACUUCAUCUGACAAGGAUAGUCGACAAAUACAAGCAAGACAUUACAAAACAUUACAAGAAAUGUGCAAGAAGGCAAAACCAAACCAAGAAGAUGUGUCCCAGCUAUUAGACCUCGAGUUUGAAGCCAGAAGAUCCUUCAUUGACUCAGACACCAUGAAAGAGGAGAACAGAGCUCGCCUCAUCUUGGAUGCAUAUCCAUGCUUUAAAGAAUUGCAUCAUGCAUUGGGUGAGCUUCGCAGAAUUUUGGAUCCCCACAACAACAAGUUCAUCAGUCAAAUAAAACUGAGAUGGGAAGAAUUCUGCUCCAGGGUAGAGUUCUACUGUGUGUCAAAGAAGGCAAUGAAUCCACCAAUGACCAUGGACAAAACUGAAGCCCACCUUGCACUGAUGAAGGCUCUUCCAACGCUCUUUCCCACACCUGCCCAUCCACCAAAAAAGAUGGGGAAUGCUUCUGAUGCAUUUCUACAUGUCCUGAAGCCUACAGAAGAUCCAGAUGCUGUCCUCCAGAAACGAGGCUUGUCAUGUCCAGUAGUGAUGUUCGAUGGAUGCAAGUGUGUCAUUGCUGUUGGUAAUUUACCAGUUACAACAUUUGACAAAGAAAAACUUGGUGAGGCUAUGAUAUAUGUGAUGGCAUACUUUUAUGCACUCCAUCUGACUUACCCCAAAUGCGUGGCAACCCUGCUGUCUGUCAUUCAGACAGAAGUUCUCCAGGAUGCCAUUCAUGAGCAUGACACUACAUCAUCUUACAGAAAAGCCCUGGCAGAAUGGCAUGCAUUUAUUGGAAAGUAGUGUGUAAAUUUCAGAUAAGAUUAUGAG